Messenger RNA from Rubroshorea leprosula, 751 nucleotides. Lineage: Eukaryota; Viridiplantae; Streptophyta; Magnoliopsida; Malvales; Dipterocarpaceae. The record is from the annotation of a GenBank genome assembly.
CCCCAAGCCCUUCUAGCCACCGACUCAUUUUUGAGAAAAUUGGUGACCAAGCUUGGGAUUUUCUCCUUCUUUUCUUGUUCUUGAACCCAGAAAUCCCCCCUCUCUGCUGGAAAUUCCAGAUCUGCUCUGCUCCUCCCCUGCAGCAGGCAAGAGCCCCAGCCAUCGCCACCCAUUUCCGGCCGGGAACACCGGCAAAGGUUGGGGAUUUCUCCCUAUUUUCUUGUUCUAGAACAGCCAUUAAACCCAGAAAUUCCAGAUUUGUUCUACUCUGCGUCGUCCUCCCUUUGCUGUCCGCGAGUUCUGCUAUGUGGAGCCGUGAGCCUUCCCUUGCCUUGCCACUGGCUUCUUCUCCUUGCAGCUUUGGUUCCUUGCUUGCAAAUUCUGCUGUGGUUUUGCUAAUUUUUGGAAGUGGCAGUAUUGUUCACGGCGUGAGCACUGUUCACGGCAUGAGCACUGUUCACGGGGCACUGUUCAUAGAUUACUGUUCACACACCGAGGGUUAACAAUUAACGGGGAUUUAAAGGUUUAGUUUGUGAUAUAAGAAUGAAUUUGGAGAUGUUCGGUUAUGUGGAGAUUGAUAGAAAUAGCACUGUGAUUAGGGAUAGUGCUAAUGAUGAUUUUACUGUGAAUUUGUGGUUGUGCGAUAUUAAUUGUGGAAUAUUGUGAUUAGGUUUUGAUCGUUCUGUCACCGUAGCACUUGGGUUAGCCUUCUGUUCUGUGCGAGUGAGGUAAGUAAAUUAUGGUAAAGGCC